AUGCUAUUUCCCUUUCUUGCUUCCUUUCCUGUUUUCCUCUUUCUUUCAUUUUCUUUCUUCCUUUUCUUUUUUCUUCCUUUUCUUUUUCUUGAACUCCGUAAUUCUUUCUUUCUUUCUUUCUUUCUUUCUUUCUUUUUUCUUUCUUUCUUUAUGCAAUUUCCCUUUCUUGUCUCCUUUCCUGUUUUCCUCUUUCUUUCAUUUUCUUUCUUCCUUUUAUUUUUCUUGAAUUCCGUAAUUCUUUUUCUUUCUUUCUUUUCUUUCUUUCUUUCUUUCUUUCUUUCUUUCUUUCUUUCUUUAUCCAAUUUCACUUUCUUGCUUCCUUUCCUGUUUUCUUCUUUCUUUCAUUUUCUUUCUUUCUUUUCUUUUUUCUUCCUUUUAUUUUUCUUGAAUUCCGCAAUUCUUUCUUUCUUUAUUUCUUUCUUUUUCUUCGUUGCAUUUUUCUUGAAUUCCCAUAUUUCGCGUUUUUUCUUUGUUUUCACUUCUUCGUCUGUUCGUUUAUUUUAUUGUAUUGUGACAGUUUCUCAUCUAAUUACCUUUUCUCGUUAUCGGGAUGAUUAUCUCUUUUCUUGA
Molecule: messenger RNA, 570 nt
Organism: Acanthosepion pharaonis
Lineage: Eukaryota; Metazoa; Mollusca; Cephalopoda; Sepiida; Sepiidae
Source: the annotation of a GenBank genome assembly